AUGUCCAAAAUAAUCACCAUCAUCGGCGCCACCGGCACCCAAGGCGGCUCCGUCGUCUCCGCCCUACUCCACACCAACUACACCAUCCGCGCCAUCACCCGCAACCCCUCCAGCCGCGCCGCGCAAUCCCUCGCCGCGAAGGGGGUGCAGCUCCUCCGCGCCGACCUGCACGACCCCGCCGCUCUGACCGCCGCCUUCGCCGGCACGCACGCCAUCUUCGCCGUCACCAACUUCUUCGCCGGCCUGUCCACCCACCACGACGACGACGACGACGCCGUGGCCGCCGCCAUGGCCCUGGAGACGCAGCUGGGCAUCAACAUCGCCACCGCGGCGGCCGCCACCCCCUCCCUCGAGCACCUGGUGUGGUCGACGCUGCCGGACUCGGCGACCAACUCCGCGGGGGCGGCGGUCGUCCCGUACUACCAGAGCAAGCAGCAGGUGGACGCGUUCAUCCACACCCUCCCGGCCUUACUCGCCAAAACGACCUUCCUCUGGGUGGGGUGGUAUAGCGCCAACAUGCUCCUCCCCUGCUUCCACCCCAUGGCGGUGUGCGGCACGGCCGGGUACCUCACCCUGACGAAUAUCGAUCCCGCCACCCGGAUCCCGCUUGUCGGCGAUGAGCGGGUCAAUGUCGGGUUGGUGGUGCGGGCGGUGCUGCAGCAGCCGGCCAAGACCCUGCCGGGCCGCGUCGUCAGCGCGGUCACGGAGUACCGGGCGUUGGGGGAGGUGGUGGCGGCGUUUGGGAGGGUCAAGGGGGUUGCGGUUCGGUGUGUGCGGAUCGCCCGGGAGGAGUAUCGGAGGUUGUGGCCUGGCCUGGCGGAGUUGAUGGAUGUCUCGCAUUAUUACUUCCAGCUCACGGAUGGGCGGUCGUUUGUCCAGGUCGGGGAGGAGGUCGUUGGGGUGGAGGAGCUGGGGGUGGAGGGGUUGGUGGGGGUGGAGGAGGCGUUUCUGCGGGUAGAGUUUAUGGGUUAG
This is a messenger RNA of Aspergillus saccharolyticus JOP 1030-1, 972 nucleotides long. RefSeq names its product NAD(P)-binding protein. The transcript has a single exon. NCBI's taxonomy places the organism in Eukaryota, Fungi, Ascomycota, Eurotiomycetes, Eurotiales, Aspergillaceae. Bases 1 to 972 code for a protein of 323 amino acids. The record is from RefSeq and is a predicted model, not a curated record.